Messenger RNA from Polyodon spathula (Mississippi paddlefish), 7852 nucleotides. It is a transcript of the gene setd1a, whose product is annotated as SET domain containing 1A, histone lysine methyltransferase. NCBI's taxonomy places the organism in Eukaryota, Metazoa, Chordata, Actinopteri, Acipenseriformes, Polyodontidae. The transcript has 22 exons. The record is from RefSeq and is a predicted model, not a curated record. Gene Ontology annotation, cellular component: Set1C/COMPASS complex. Gene Ontology annotation, molecular function: protein binding; RNA binding; histone H3K4 methyltransferase activity.
AAAUAUGUCAUUUUGUAACUUGCUGUGAUCCUACCUUGCUGCGUCCUAGUUCAUACUGUAUUCUAGCAGUGUUGUUAUUCAGCCCUUGCUGUAAACUACACUGUGUUUCAAUAUGAAGCUUGCAUUGUAACCCUGUGCUGCCCUGAAACGCCUGUGUGAGUCGCCUGGGAUAAAGCAGGCUGCCAAGUAAAUAGUAAUUUAACAAAAUUGCAUUGUCACUGAAAUUUCAGCAAGCAUGCUAUAAUUGUGUUUUAUAGUUCUGAUGAACCCCAGUUCUGCUUCCGAGUGCAGUGCAAGUCUGGCAACGCACACCCUUGCUGACUUUCGUCUUACUGCUAGCAGAAUUACUGACGAGAACCGAGCUUCUGCAAGCAAGGGGUCCAAACCCACUACUAGAGAGGAUUGAGUGACACAGGUGUAAAUGAUUCAGAAUGGAUCAGGAAUGUGAGGGAGAUGCCCAGAGAGGCGUGAAUUUCCAGUGGAGAAGCUAUAAACUGAUCGUGGACCCUGCCUUGCGCCGGGCAGCCCAAAAAGUGUAUCGAUACGAUGGAGUUGAGUUCAGCGUUCCUGACUCUGGCUACACCCCUGUGGGGGAACAGCGAGAUCCACGUCCUCGGAGGAUUUGGUCCAGACACCGAGAGAUCUCGCUUCCCAUCCCAAAGUUCAAGCUGGAUGAGUUUUACGUGGGUCAGAUCCCACUGAAGGAGGUGACUUUCGCCCGACUUAACGACAAUAUCAGGGAGCCCUUCCUGGCAGACAUGUGCCGGAAGUUCGGGGAGGUGGAGGAGAUCGAGAUCCUGCUCCAUCCCAAGACUCGGAAGCACCUGGGCCUGGCCAGGGUUCUGUUCACCACGACCCGCGGAGCUAAGGACACCGUGAAGAACCUGCACAGCACCUCCGUCAUGGGGAACAUCGUCCACGCGCAGCUGGACAUCAAGGGGCAGCAGAGGAUGAAAUACUACGAGCUCUUGGUGAACGGCUCUUACACCCCCCAGACGGUGCCCACGGGGGGCAAAGCUCUUACAGACAAAUUCCUCCCACCCACAGCACAGCUCCCUGACACAUCCACAGAUGUCCGUCGCAGAUCUUCCACUGAUCUCCCAGUCAGCAGCAGUGGCCCCAGUGGUUUUGUCCUGACCGGCAUGGCUGCAGGGCUACCAGUAGGCAUCCCCGGAAACAGCACCCCCUGUUCCCAGGACACUGGCUUUUCCAGCGGCCGGCUAGAUACCCCCAGCUCUUUUUCGGGGCCCUUCACCCCCAGCAACGCCUCUUCCUCCUCGCAGGGGGGUACCCCUUAUACUCCGAGGGGAGGAACCCCUUUUUCUCAGGACUCUCCUUUCUCAGUCAGGCAGGGGACUCCGGGCUACACAGGAGGAGGAGGAGGAGGAGGAGGGGGAGGGGGCGGGGGCGGCAGUUACCACCAGGACCCUCUGAUGUCCUCGUCGGUAAUAUCCUCUUCCUCUACCUCCCUGCCACCCCUGUCCUCCUCCUCCUCCUCCUCCUCCUCUAGCCUCCCUGUUGGUUACAAGAUCCGCCAGACGUCAAGAGAACUACCAAGACUCAGCCCUCGGCCCCUUAAUAAGUCCCAGUCGUCUUCAUCUCUAGGUCGUACGCGCGGAGGCCACGUAUGGCCACUAUUCCUCUUCCUAGCUACACGCCGAGCCAACGAAACACCACUACCCCGCGUACAGCGGCGGCCGGCCCAGGUAAAAGGGAGAAAGUACGCAGUGACUGCAGGGGAGCGUCUUCCCUUCCUGAGUUCUCGGGGUCACCACCACCACCACCACCACUCCUCCUCCCUGUCGGAGAGGCGAGAGGACAGGGGUUACAGAAGCAGCAGCAGCGGCCGUUCGGGGCCGGAAUCUUACUCGUCCGGCUACCACCGGCACAGGAAUCACAACAGCCGGGACCCGGAGCGCUACUCCGAGAAUCCCUCCAGUUCGUCCACGGCGGCCGCCUCUUCCACGACAGCGGAAGCCGCCUCCUCUUCCGCUAAAGCGUACCUCAAAGACAACCCCCGUUCCUCGCCCUUGCCCGUCUCCGCCCCGCCUCCCGCAACCGCUGCCUCCCGUUUUGAACAGCCGUCGGGCGACAAGGACUACAGGGUCCUCCCUCCUCUCCCGCCCGCCCCAGUGCCUGCUCUUCCGGAAAGCGGGGGCGUUGGCAGCAGCAGCAGCAGCAGCAGCAGCACAAGCAGCACGGCUGCCACCAGCAAUUCCUCCGAGGGAUUGUACUCUCCCCGCCUUCGCGCUGGACUUUCGGAAACAGCCGACAGUCCGGCUGAGCCCGUUUCAGCGCAGCUGCAGCCUCGCCCACGCUCCCCAGCACCCGAAUCCCAACCCGAACCCCCUCGAACUGGAGAUCCCACGCCAGCUGGCUCUGCCUCGGGCUCCCCGGCCCGUGCCGGAUCCCCGGCCCCCGAUUCGACCAACGAGAGCCUGCCGUUCACUCCGCACCACAGCAGCCUGGACUCUCGCAUCGAGAUGCUGCUCAAGGAGCAGCGGGCCAAGUUUUCUUUCCUAAGCUCCGACGAGGGAGAGGAGGGAGAGGAGAAGGAGGAGAAGAAGAAGAAGAAGGAGGGGAAGCAGGAGGCCGGAGAAAGGAGGAGAAAAGGGGAGGAGUCGAUCAGGGUGGGGCGCAGGAGAGGGGGGAGGAAAGAAGGGAGGGAGGGGCCAAGGAGCCCGGCCACAUCCCCUCCGACUUCAAAGACCGCUGCCUCAGCUACCCCGGCUGGAACAGACUGCUUCGAAGAAACGGCGCCCUCUAGAGGCGGGGCAGAUCCUAGGAGGAGAAACCCUGCACACAAUGGGCAAGAGCAGGACUAUGUCAAUCAUGGAAUGGGGAACGGGAGUCUGGUCGAGGGGAGGACCAUGGAGCUGAUGGACCGACUGGGUAACCAGUACGGCGGCCUGCCCCUGUCCUUCCAAAUGCAGACCCAAAUGCUCAGCAGGCUCCACCAAAUGAGGCUGAGCAACAACACAGCUUCAGCGCAGCCCAGCCCGGGCGACCCUGCAUCAUCCUCCUCCCCUUCGAAAGUCGGGGGCUCCUUCCACCCCUUCGACUACGCCACAUACCCCCCUCCACCUUACCACGAACCGGACGGGCCUUCCUCCUUCGACCAGGACCAUCGCUUCCCCCCUCCACCUCCCUCCCCCCUGCCUCCCCCUGUUGCCUCCUCCUCGCCAACCACCACACCCACUCACCGCCUCCAGCACCUGCCAACCGGGUUUCCCCCCGGACCCCACCUGCCUCCCCACCUCCCUACCCACCUCCCCUCCGCCUGGGGUCGCUGCCUGCCCCCGCAAGGGGUCUACCCCUCCUCUUCUCAAGGCCUGCCCCUUCCCUCCCCUGCCGGUUCUUACCCUGCCUACCCGGUUCAGAGUGACCCGCAUGAGGCCACGGUGGAGAGCGUGCUGUCCUCCCUCAUCCAGGAGAUGAAGAGCAUCAUGCAGAGAGACCUCAACCGCAAGAUGGUGGAGAACAUUGCCUUCGGGACGUUUGAUGAGUGGUGGGAACGCAAGGAGCUGAAAGCCAAGCCAUUCCAGAGUGCUGUCAAGCCCUCGGCGAAAGAAGAAGAGAAGAAGGAGGAGAAACUGAAGCUCAGAGAGCCGGGUCUGGUCUCCCUGGUGGACUGGGCAAAGAGCGGAGGGAUGGUCGGGCUGGAGGGCUUCGGGCUGGGGGCGGGGGGGCUCAGAGGGGCCCUCAGACUCCCGUCCUUCAAGGUGAAGAGGAAAGAACCACUUGAGCUGUCUGAGGGGGGUGAUCUGAAGAGAGCCCGCCCCUCCACUCCUGAUGAUGAUGGUGACCGGGACUCGAAGGCCGGGCCGAGGGGAGAGGACGAUGAUGACGAGGAGGAAGAUGAACGCAGGAGGAAGAGCCGACACAAGCGAAGGAAAUCCUUCGAUCUGGACAGCGAGGGAGAGGAGACUUCCGACGACUCGUCCUCUGAUAAAGAGGGUGAGGAAGAGGAUGAUGAUCCGGAGGAAGAGUCAGAAGACGAGGUGGUGAGCGAUGCCUCCUCGAAAGCCGACUCGGACGAAGAGGAGAGCGAGUCUUCGUCGGACUCGGAGAGCAGCUCGGGAUCCUCUUCCUCCUCCUCCUCCUCCUCCUCCGAGGAAGAAGAGGAGGAGGAAGAGGAGGAGGUGGUGAGCCGGCGGAGGGACGAGGAAGAGGAGACGGCAGACACCAUGGACGACUCCACGAUGGAUGGCUCUGUGGCAGAGGUGGAGGAUAGAGACGUCUUCUCUGAAAUGGCCGCUGAAAAGACGGCGAGUUUGGAGGUCAGACCAGAAAAAUGCGAGCAGCCCAAAAAAGCAGACAAACCCCCGGAUGACAUCAUGCAGCUGCCUCCCCCUAUUGUUCGCUCCCAGCUCCCACUCCCUCUCCCCCCUUCCGAAUCCCUCCUGCCCGCCCGCAAAGACGCCACCCCGAUCCUGCCUCCCCUCAAAAAGCGCCGGAAAACCGUUUCCUUCUGCAUGGAGGAAGAUCACAAUGACAACACGCGCUCUGAGCAACUGCCCGCUGCCGCCCUGCUCUCUGUGACCCAGCCAGCCGCUCCGAUCGCCCUUUCCCUUUCCUCUGCCAUGCUUUCCCCAGUCAAAUCCCAGCCUCCGGAAUCCAUCCUGACCACCCCCAAAACAGAGCCCUCCUCCCCAGUCCUCCUGCCCUUCUCCAACUUCCCCAAACCCAGCGAAUCUGGCAUGGGGAGCAGCCCUGUCAGAAAAGACGCCCCCGACAUCCUCACCAUCCCCCCUCCGCUACGCCCAGCUGCCGCUGCCCCAGAGACCCUGCCCCCGACUCCGCCCCGCGCCCAAGCCCAGCUCAAACCAAGCCGUCGCAGCCCCAAAAUGAUCUGCCGCACCGUCCUCAACCUGCCCCUGGAUCACGCGUCUUUGGUCAAAGCGCCUGUGGAGGAGCCGGUGACCAGCAGGGGGCGCCCUCGAGGCCGUCCCAGAACCGUGAGCCAGCCGGUGGGAUCAGCGGAGGAUUCAGACCAGAAACUGACACUGAAGGAGCAGCUGGGAGCCUCUACUCUCCUGGAGCUGGCCAACACUGCCGCCUUCUCCUCCUCCUCCCCGACCCGCCCCGACCCUGGCUCGCCAGUCGACCUCUCCGUGCUGGCUGAUGUCGCUCUCCACAAGCUGCCGCUCGCUGGAGGGGAGGAGGAGGAGGAGCAGGAGGAGGAGGGAGGAGACAAGCUCUCUGGGGGCGACCUGUACCUGGGGGAUUCAGAAGAGACAGAGACCUCGGACGAGGCAGAGGAGCAGAGGAUGCUGGGAGGGCCCCCUCGUCCCCCACAGGAAUCCCCGCUCUCGGUCCUGCUGGAACACAACUACGCCAAGCCCCUCGUCCCGUCGCCAGCCACCCCGAGGAAAGGAAGUGGGAACAAGGCAGCCGAGCCCCCAGCUUCUGUGACUUUGAAUCACGACAUGGAGACCGUUCUGGAAGCGCCGGAGGAGGUCAUCGGGGAGUCUGCUCCCCUGCCCGUCUCUGCCGCCACUCCCUCCCCCACCUCCUCCUCUUCCGUCGCGGGGGUGGGCAAGACAGAGCCCGGGGUCGGGGAGCUGCGUGAGGAGAAGAGGAAAGGGGAGGAGGUAGAGGAUGAGACCGCUCCCGUCGUCACGGGCCAGCGGGGCAAGAGAAAGGGAAGAAAGAAGAGGAGGAAAGAGAAGCAGAAGCAGCAGAAGUUAUCGCAGGCAGAGGAGGAAGAGGAGGAAAUAGACGUCGAGGAUUUAGAACCAGGCCAGGUGAUGAACUCUGAAGAGGAAGACGAGGGGGAGGAGAGGAGGAAGAGCAAGAGGCUGAUCCAGCUGCAGGCGGCAGACGGGGGCCCCAGACAGCCGCAGAAGAGGACGGCGCCCCCCGCUGGCCCGCUGCGGUAUGAGCAGCGCAGCGAGUUCGAGCAGAUGACCAUACUCUACGACAUCUGGAACUGCGGGCUGGACGUGGAGGACAUGCGGCUCCUCAAACUGACCUACGAGAAGCUGCUGCAGGAGGACCACAGGACAGACUGGCUCAACGACACCCACUGGGUCCAUCACACCAUCACCAAUAUCCCGAACCCUCGGAAAAGGAAGAGAUCUCAGGACAAGCAGCUGAGGGAGCACAAGUCUGGCUGCGCCAGAGGCGAGGGGUACUACUCGAUCAGCAAGAGAGAGAAAGACAUCUACCUGGACGUGUAUCCUGUGAGCGCCAGAGAGCUGGAAUAUGACUCCCAGGAAUCACGACUUUAAAAAAAGCGCAGGUCGGAGCAGAGAAGGUUGCUGAGCGCUAUUGGCACCCAGGCUGUCAUGGACAGCGACCUGCUGAAGCUGAAUCAACUCAAGUUCCGUAAGAAGAAGCUUCGCUUUGGCAGGAGUCGGAUUCACGAGUGGGGCCUCUUUGCCAUGGAACCCAUUGCUGCUGACGAAAUGGUCAUCGAAUACGUGGGACAGAACAUCCGACAGGUGGUGGCGGACAUGCGCGAGAAGCGAUAUGCCCAGGAGGGGAUAGGGAGCAGCUAUCUGUUCAGAGUGGAUCACGACACCAUCAUUGAUGCCACCAAAUGUGGCAACCUCGCCCGAUUCAUCAACCAUUGCUGCACGCCGAACUGCUAUGCCAAAGUGAUCACCCUGGAAUCCCAGAAGAAGAUCGUGAUCUACUCCAAGCAGGCGAUCGGCAUGAACGAGGAGAUCACGUACGAUUACAAAUUCCCCAUCGAGGAGAACAAAAUCCCUUGUCUGUGCGGCACGGAGAACUGCAGGGGAACGCUGAACUAAAAAAACACCCCCAAAACAGUCCUCUUCUGCCUUCCACGCACAAUGAUGGCACCGCACCUACCCCUCUACUCCCUUUAAAAAAAAAAAAAAAAAAAAUACUUUUUGAAAAAUUCCCCUUCAUUUCCACGCUGCUGCUUAUCGUUCUUAUUAAUUUUGUCUUUUUUUUUAUUUUUCAAUCGAGUAUCUACCGACCUUCUACCAAUGCUGGUUCUGCAAUUUAAAAUAAUUACAUUAAUAAUAAUAAUAAUAAUAAUAAUAAUAAUAAUAAUAAUUUAUUUUAGUGAAAACAGGGCUGAUCAAGCUGGUAGUAAAACCUGGACUGGAUCACGCUACUGUAAAAAUGCCAGGGUCCCGGAUGAGAGAGAAAUUCGACUUUUAAAACAGUUUAACUGAUAAAUUAUUGUAAAGGCGAGGGAAGGACAGUGGAUUUUUUUUUUUUUUUUCUACAAUUAGUUUUUAAUUGUAAAAAUUAAAGCCGUUUUAUUUACUUCCAUUGUAUUUUCUCAUCCAGUCUUUAAAAUAUCAUUUUUUAUUUAUUUAUUUUUUUAAAAACCAGCUAUCUGUUAAAAGAUUUCGGGUAGGGCACUAGAGCUUCACAGGGAUUUCAAUUUCAAACUGUGCAAGCAGCAGAAUUGAAUCGACAUUUUAAUUUGUUCAAAAAAAGACUCCUAGUUGUAUUAUUAUUAUUAUUGUUAUUAUUGCUAUAAAAAUUAAUUUAAAAAAAAUUAACAGCAGUGUAUUUCCCUUCGGUUUUGCUAAACUCUCUCGUCUGCUUCUUGCUGAAGACGUUUUGGGUUUGAACUGCACUUAUGUUUAUUGAUUUAGCAGGCUUACAAUCGUGUAACAGUCAAUGCAGAGAAUCACUCAAAUAUUCAAUGCUUCUAGCCACAGCUAUUGCAGGAAUCUGUUUCUACUGAAAGAUAUUUCACAGGCUGAGCGCUAUUUAGGUCCUGUUAUUCUACAUAGCUACCCUUUUGCAAAUUAGAUUUUUCAUUUGUUGUGAAAUUUCAGGGUUGAAAAUAGACUCCUAUUGCACAGCAGUGUGAUCCAGUCCAGGUUUUACUAGCAGCUUGAUCAGCCCCCAGUGUGUUUAG